Molecule: messenger RNA, 1892 nt
Organism: Musa acuminata AAA Group (dessert banana)
Lineage: Eukaryota; Viridiplantae; Streptophyta; Magnoliopsida; Zingiberales; Musaceae
Product: patatin-like protein 3
Exons: 3
Coding region: 370-1563 (397 amino acids)
Biological process (GO): lipid metabolic process
Source: RefSeq, a predicted model, not a curated record
UCCUCCCACACGUGCAAGCCCAUCUGAACUCCCCGCCGGGUACUCGCCGAAUCCCCCUCCACCGACCCGACGCGACCGACGCCCCACUAGCCUUCGUCCCACUUUCCGCAGCGCAUCUCCCCGCCUCCGAUCUCGACCGUUUGCGGCUCAUCCGACGAUUGCUGCGGCUCACGUACGGGUCAGGCCCACGUUCUGCUAACGUGCUCCGCGGUCGUGACCCUGACCUGCCCGCCUUUCCCCUUGGCUAUUUAAGCUGGAAGAGCAGUUCGCCGCCUUCCAAGCUCGAGUCCUCCAGUUCCGUUCCAGAUAAAUCCGGUUCGGUUCUUUUUCUCCGUGGGGCUCGACCGCUUCCAUCACGCUCUCGGAAGGAUGGCGUUCGUCGACGCCGACAAGCUCAGUUACGAGAUCUUCUCCGUCCUCGAGAGCAAGUUCCUCUUCGGCCUCGACGACCCCAACAAGCUCUUCUUCCCCACUUCCUCCUACUCCUCAGCUGGCGCCUCCCCCCGGACCGCCGCAGGUGCACGAGGAAGGAUCCGGAUCCUGUCCAUCGACGGCGGCGGCAGCCCCUCCGAUGCCCUCCUCGCCGCGGUCGCCCUCGCCCGGCUCGAGUCCUCCCUCCGUCACCGUUCCGGCGACCCAUCCGCCCGCGUUGCCUACAUGUUCGACGUCGCGGCCGGCUCCGGCGCCGGCGGCGUCCUCGUCGCGAUGCUCUUUACCAGGGACCACGACGGUCGGCCCUUGUUCUCCGCAACCGACGCCCUGCACCUCCUCCUCUCCGAGAGCCGCCGCCGCGGGCGCGGCUUCUCCUCCGGGAGGGGCCUAUUCCGUGGGAUGUUCCGUCGACCCGGGAGUUUCUUCCGUCGGAUCUUCGGCGACGCGACGCUGAGGGACACCGUCAAGCCGGUGCUCAUCCCGUGCUACGACCUCGCCAGGGGGGCGCCGUUCCUCUUCUCGCGGGCUGACGCGGUAGAGGCAGACGGGUACGACUUCCGGAUGUGGGAAGUGUGCGCGGCCACGUGCGCCGACGCAUCCACCGCGGCGGUCGAUCUGCGGUCGGUGGACGGGCGGACGCGCGUCACCGCGGUGGGCGCCGGGGUGGCGAUGGCCAACCCUGUGGCCGCGGCCAUCACGCACGUCCUCCACAACAAGCCGGAGUUCCCGUUCGCGGCCGGGGUGGAAGACCUCAUGGUGGUGUCUCUCGGCGCUUCCGCCCCCGCGCCAGCCGCACCGGGUGCCGCUGAGCUCGUCAGGAUCGCUGGCGAGGGCUUCGCCGACAUGAUUAACUUAUCAAAAGCCGUGGCUUUUGUGAUCAUCGUUAGAUGGAUCAAGCGGUGGCGACGGCAUUCGGACACCGUAGAGCAAGCAAUUACCUGCGCAUACAGGACACCGCAUUCAUGUCGGGAAAUUGCACGCCAAAGACGACGAGCUCGAAGAGCUCGGUGGAGGCAACAGAACGCGUUCUGUCACAGCGACACGUGGAGUCGCUGCUCUUCAGAGGGCGAGGAAAGAUCUCGGAGCGUACCAACGACGACGAGCUCGACCGAUUCGCGGAGGAGCUCGUAAAGGAGGAGGAGUGGAGGAAGAAGGGCCCGAUCCCGACGGUGGUGCUAAAGCAAGUGAUGACGCCGCGAACGUCGUCGGCGACGACCGCGACCACGGUCACCGUUACCACGACUAUUUCUACGAGCACGACAUCGACAUGAUGGAGACGGUGGAGUCGAGAUAGCUGCUUGUGCAUAGACUGUUGUGGGUUCUAAAAUGUGUGUUUUCCUUAGUGGAGGGUAUGACAUGGGAAAUCAAUUCAAGCUUGAAAAUUGUUGGCUAAAUUAUUAACGCUGUAGAAAUGUGAAUUUGGAUCUCUCAUAUUAAUUGUGUUUGGAAUUCAAGAUGGA